Molecule: messenger RNA, 3543 nt
Organism: Drechmeria coniospora
Lineage: Eukaryota; Fungi; Ascomycota; Sordariomycetes; Hypocreales; Ophiocordycipitaceae
Product: condensin complex component SMC2
Exons: 5
Coding region: 1-3543 (1180 amino acids)
Biological process (GO): chromosome organization
Cellular component (GO): chromosome
Molecular function (GO): ATP hydrolysis activity; ATP binding; protein binding
Source: RefSeq, a predicted model, not a curated record
AUGAGGGUGAUUGAAGUUAUCAUCGACGGCUUCAAGUCGUAUGCCGUUCGGACAGUGAUCUCAGGAUGGGACGAGAGUUUCAAUUCCAUCACUGGUCUGAAUGGCAGUGGCAAGUCGAAUAUUCUCGACUCAAUAUGUUUUGUUCUUGGUAUCACCAACAUGUCCACGGUUCGAGCGCAGAACCUUCAGGAUCUCAUCUACAAGCGCGGUCAAGCUGGUGUCACCAAGGCCAGCGUGACGAUUGUGUUCGACAACCGAGACAAGAAGAAGUCACCUAUCGGUUUUGAGGAAUAUGCCACAAUUAGUGUCACCCGCCAAAUUGUCCUGGGCGGCACCUCCAAAUACCUCAUCAACGGACAUCGAGCGCAGCAGCAAACAGUCCAGAAUCUGUUCCAGUCUGUUCAACUGAACAUUAACAACCCAAACUUCCUCAUCAUGCAGGGACGAAUCACCAAGGUCCUGAACAUGAAGCCUGUUGAAAUAUUAGCCAUGAUCGAGGAAGCGGCAGGAACGAGAAUGUUUGAGGAUCGGAGAGACAAGGCGCUGAAGACGAUGGCCAAGAAAGAGCUGAAGCUGCAGGAGCUCAGGGAGCUGCUGAAGGAUGAGAUCGAGCCCAAGCUCGAGAAGCUUCGCACAGAAAAACGGGCGUUCCUGGAUUUCCAGCAAACACAGAACGAUCUCGAGCGCCUCACGAGACUGGUAGUUGCAUAUGACUACAUCAGGUGUCAGGAAAAGGUGAAGCAGUCUGCGGCGGAUCUGGAGGGUAAGAAGCAACGACACAAGACUUUGGAGGAUUCCUCGGCCCGUCUUAAGGGCGAGAUUUCCCACCUUGAGGAGGACGUCAACAAGGUCCGAGCUCAGCGGGAUAAGGAGGUCAAAAAGGGCGGCAAAGCUCAGGCGCUUGAAGAAAUGGUCAAGAAGCACGCCAAUGAACUUGUUCGUCUUGCCACCGUCAUGGAUUUGAAGAACACGAGUUUGGCAGAGGAACGGGAAAAGAAGGCGGUCGUGGAGAAGGCCGUCACCGAACUGGAAGCGACUCUGAAAGACAAAACAACGGCCUUCCAGAACGCCAAGACGGCAUAUGACGUUGCCAAGGACGAACUUGCAAAGCAGAGCCAGGAUGCCGAAUCCAAGGAAGAGCUUCUGCAAACGUUGCAAACAGGAGUUGCAUCCAAGGACGGCCAGGAGAAUGGGUAUCAGGGUCAGCUGCAGGACGCGCGGAAUCGUGCUACCACGGCGGCAACUGAGCAGGAGCAAGCCAAGCUCAAGAUUACUCAUCUACAGAGCCGGUUGAAAGAGGAAGAGCCGCGGGCCAAAAAGGCCAAGGAGCAGAACGCGGGACUGCUUCGCGACUUGGACGGUCUCAAAUCGCAGGCUCAGCGGCUAGAGAAGGAGCUGAACAAGCUCGGCUUCGAACCUGGUCAAGAAGAAGAGAUGUACAAGCGGGAGUCGACGUUGCAAGAAUCGGUACGGAACUUGCGACAAGACUCGGACAAGCUGAAGCGCCAAGUUGCCAAUAUCGACUUUAACUACGCAGAUCCCGUUCCCGGAUUUGAUCGAUCCAAAGUCAAGGGCUUGGUAGCGCAGCUGUUCACGCUUGACAAGGAGCACACCAAAGCCGGCACCGCACUCGAGAUUUGUGCUGGAGGACGUCUGUACAAUGUCGUGGUCGAUUCCGAGGUUACCGGCACACAACUGCUUCAGAAGGGCAAGCUGAGGAAGCGAGUGACCAUCAUUCCUCUCAACAAGAUUGCAGCGUUCAAGGCGUCAGCCGAGACAGUUGCGACAGCACAAAACAUCGCGCCCGGCAAGGUCGACCUUGCGCUGUCUCUGGUUGGCUACGAUGAGGAGAUCUCCGCGGCGAUGGAGUACGUCUUUGGCAACACGCUGAUCUGCGCGGACGCGGAAACGGCGAAACAGGUCACGUUCGACCCUAAUGUGAGGAUGAGGAGCAUUACUCUUGAGGGAGACGCCUACGACCCUUCCGGGACGCUAUCAGGCGGCAGCUCACCCAACUCGAGCGGCGUCCUGGUCACUCUGCAAAAGCUAAACAGCAUUACGAUGCAGCUGCAUGAAGCGGAGCAUUCGUUGCAGAAAGUCCAAGCGAUUAUCGCCAAGGAGCGGUCCAAGUUGGACCAAGCUCGCCGGGUCAAGCAGGACCUCGACUUGAAGACGCACGAGAUCAAACUGGCCGAAGAGCAGAUUAGCGGAAACUCGUCCUCGUCGAUCAUUCAGGAAGUUGAGAACAUGAAGUCGACGAUUGCCGAGCUGCAGGAGAGUAUAUCUGACGCGAAGAAGCGCCAAUCGGAGGCUAGCGUAGACAUCAAGCGCAUCGAGAAGGACAUGAAGGACUUUGAUACCAACAAGGACGCCAAGCUAGUUGAACUGCAGAAGUCGCUCGACAAGCUCCGAUCUACCCUGGAGAAGAACUCGGCGGCGGUCAAGUCGCUGCAGAAAGAGCUUCAAGGCGCGCAGUUGGAUCUGGAACAGGUCGGCGGCGAUCUGUCGAGUGCCCGGGACCAGGUUCAAGAGGUUGAGCUUGGAAUAACGGCACAGAAGCAGGACAUUGAAGGGCUCGCGGCGCAGCAAGUAGAACUCGGCGAGACGCACAACAAGGUCCAGGCACAGCUCGACGACGAGCGAGCCAAGCUGCAUCUGUUUGACGACGAGCUUCGGGCUUUAGAGGAGGCGACCCGGUCCAAGAAUGCGCGCAUCGCCGAAGAAGGUCUCGAGAUGCAGAAGCUCGGCCAUCAGAUCGAGCGUUUCCAUAAAGAACAGCAAGGGGCAGUGGAGAAUGUCGCACGGCUCGAGGCCGAUCACGAAUGGAUAGAGGACGAGAAGGACAAGUUUGGCCGGGGCGGUACUCCAUACGACUUCCAAGGCCAAAACAUUGGCGAAUGCAAGUCAACCCUGCGCAACUUGACGGAGCGCUUCCAGGGGAUGAAGAAGAAGAUCAACCCCAAGGUCAUGAACAUGAUUGACAGCGUCGAAAAGAAAGAGGUGACGCUGAAGCACAUGAUCAAGACGGUCAUCCGCGACAAGCGCAAGAUUGAGGAGACGAUUGUCAGCCUCGACGACUACAAGAAGAAGGCGCUCCACGAGACGUGGCAGAAGGUCAACGGAGAUUUCGGUAACAUUUUCUCCGAACUCCUGCCUGGGGGGAGCUUUGCGAAGCUCGAUCCGCCCGAGGACAAGACGAUCAGCGACGGCCUCGAGGUCAAGGUUUGUCUUGGUAAGGUGUGGAAGCAGAGCUUGACGGAGCUGAGCGGUGGCCAACGAUCUCUCGUCGCCCUGUCACUCAUCAUGGCCCUACUGCAGUUCAAGCCAGCGCCGAUGUAUAUCCUGGACGAGGUCGACGCCGCACUCGAUCUUUCGCAUACGCAAAACAUUGGACGGCUCAUCAAGACGCGCUUCAAGGGGUCACAGUUUAUCGUCGUCAGUCUCAAGGACGGCAUGUUCCAGAACGCCAACCGCAUCUUCCGCACGCGCUUCAGCGAGGGCACCAGCAUGGUCCAGGCCUUGACUCCGGCAGACCUGAAGUAA